AUGGCAGCGCUAUCCGCAGCAGCAUCGCUCCGCACCCGUGCGUUCCUCUUCUUCUUGCUUGCUUUUUUCUCUCCCUCCUCUCACAGAGCUUCCAGCGAGCGUACUGGUAACGCUCCUACAGCACACUUCGAGGCACACCUGCACACCAUCAGCGUCGGAACUCUUCUAUUUCCAACAGGGACCAGCUCAGGCAUGCGCACUGUACGGACUCGCCUUGUUUCCAGCACGGCGGCGUCACUUCACCGUUCUCACUGCAGAUCACGGGCGUACUACUUCGGCGCGGCCGGAGCAGCUGUGUGGCACCGGUGCCGCCGCUUGGCGGGUGUGACCACGACAACGACGCACAUCGCUUCUGCCGCCGUCUCGGCCUCGCCCUCUUCGCUCUCGACAGCUCGGCGCACAUACUACUGGCCGUACCCGGAGAACCUGGUGCCGGAAGGAGCGACCACAUCGCCGUUCCAGUCCAGCCCGGUGCCGAGUGUGCGAGAGCGCAUUAUCCGAGAGUACGCGCUCGGUCCGCUUUUCGGAAGCCGCACUCCGUGCUGCAUGCUUGGGUUUGCCGAUACCGCCAGAGAUGUGGUGGAGCGCAAAGGCGACGUGCGGCAGUGGGUUGCCCGGGCUCUGGGAAAGGUGGAGGUGGACGUGGAGCUUGGCGCCCUCGUGCAGACAAAGGAAAUGUUGCUUCAUCGCAGCGGAACCGAUGAGUCACCGCGGCUCGCCGACGGAGCUGGAAGUCGGCCUGAUGCAGAGCUGCGUCGUGUGACACGAUACGCUCGCCUUCCUGUCCAGGCACGCACGCUGCUAGAGGUGUACCUGCCCGGAGAAGAGCAAGAUGAAAUGAACGCUGCGGAGGACGUGGACGCAAUCAUUCUCGCUCAUGGCUACUUUCUACAGCAGCAGUUUUACCGGUACAUGACGGCAUCACCGUCCUCUGCGCCAGGGUAUAUCGGACAGAGCGGCAUCGAGGGCAGCACGCGCGAAGAGGCUGUCAGCAAGAUGCAGCCGCAUAGUCGGGAGUACAGCAAAGGAGAUGACGAAGCUGAUGUGAAGUUGUGCGUGACCGCCCUACACGAUACGUGCGGCGUCAUCUACUGCGAGGUCCCAGUGCUGGAUGAAAGUGACUUUGUCUUUGACAAGCUGCAUGGCAAGGAGGUGGACUGCGAGACAGCGGAGCGGGUGAUGAACCGCUGGACUCGGCGUGGUACACAGCAGCAGUAG
Leishmania braziliensis MHOM/BR/75/M2904 is the source of this 1218-nucleotide messenger RNA. RefSeq lists its product as hypothetical. The record is from RefSeq and is a predicted model, not a curated record. Lineage: Eukaryota; Euglenozoa; Kinetoplastea; Trypanosomatida; Trypanosomatidae. Bases 1 to 1218 code for a protein of 405 amino acids. The transcript has a single exon.